Anarrhichthys ocellatus (wolf-eel) is the source of this 747-nucleotide messenger RNA. RefSeq names its product anaphase-promoting complex subunit 1-like. The transcript is spliced from 4 exons. The record is from RefSeq and is a predicted model, not a curated record. Bases 409 to 663 code for a protein of 84 amino acids. Lineage: Eukaryota; Metazoa; Chordata; Actinopteri; Perciformes; Anarhichadidae. Gene Ontology annotation, molecular function: molecular adaptor activity. Gene Ontology annotation, cellular component: anaphase-promoting complex. Gene Ontology annotation, biological process: protein K11-linked ubiquitination; metaphase/anaphase transition of mitotic cell cycle; anaphase-promoting complex-dependent catabolic process.
UGCGUUUCUCGGCCCGUUGCUGCGUUUCUGUGAGCGUUGCUGCGUUUCUCGGUGUGUUGCUGUAAAUGCUCACCUUGAUGACUAAUGUCUCUGCCUGUCAUAUUCCAUGUUUAUUCCAUUUGUCUCUCACUAGAUUCUUUCGUUAAUUCGUUGUAGCUGAAUGUUCGUGUUUCUCGUAGACAGAGCAGUGUGAAGGUGAAGUUUUCCUGUGAGACUCUGGCUGAGCAGCUGGUGGUCUGGCUCACCUCAGAAGGGUUCACCCUGAAGGACCUGGAGUCGGUCCCCUUUGGCGUGGCUCUGCCCAUCAGAGAGGCCAUCUACCGCUGCCGCGAGCAGCCGUGUUCCGAUUGGUCGGAGGAGGUCUGUCUGCUGAUUGGGCGACAGGAUCUGACCAAACAAGCCCACAAGAUGACCCUGGCCAAGAGCAAAGCCUCUGUUGGUUUAGGUCUGUCCUUGGAGCCUCCGGUGGCCACAGAGGCAGACGAGGAGGAAGACGGGAUGUCGGACAUCAUUCAGGAGGUCACAGGACUGAUCUGGAGUCAGGAUCUCAGGGUCCAGGAGGUCCGGAGGCUCCUGCAGAGCUCCAGGCCGGUCCGGGUUAGUGUUGUCCAGCUGCCGGAGGUUUCUGACCACGAGUACAUAGAGGAGAAGGAGAACAAGUGAGUGUUCAUUCUCCUCAGAUUAUCAUCUUUACGACGGUCCUUGAACACAUCAUGUGUGACGAACGGUUCCAUCAGAAAAAGCAGC